Zingiber officinale is the source of this 2333-nucleotide messenger RNA. RefSeq names its product Golgi SNAP receptor complex member 1-2-like. NCBI's taxonomy places the organism in Eukaryota, Viridiplantae, Streptophyta, Magnoliopsida, Zingiberales, Zingiberaceae. Gene Ontology annotation, biological process: endoplasmic reticulum to Golgi vesicle-mediated transport; vesicle fusion. Gene Ontology annotation, molecular function: SNAP receptor activity. The record is from RefSeq and is a predicted model, not a curated record. Gene Ontology annotation, cellular component: cis-Golgi network; SNARE complex; Golgi membrane. The transcript has 6 exons. Bases 1017 to 1922 code for a protein of 301 amino acids.
CCUACACGUUAAAUAUUGAGUUUGAUUGCCAAUAUAGUAAUAUGUUAAAAUGUUGCCUUGUUAAUAGUUUAGCAACGAUGACAAAUUGAUCAUGUACAAAGAUGCCAGAUGCAAGUGUUAAGAUGCUGGAAUGAUAUUCAUGGGUUGAUUCCUAGUUGCUACACAUUAAUUUUCUCCGGUGGAAGGUAAUCCUGGAAUGCUAAUUGCAGUGCAACCAGUCAUUUGUAAUUUAUCUUGAUUAGUGGAAAAUUUUCAUACAUUCGGGUAGGUCAUCUUUAUAAUUAAUCGGGUUGAAGAACUGAAUAUUUGAAUUAAAAUGUGAAAUCGUAGUUUGGCCAAGUUUGGUGGGUGAAAAUAUAUGAGAUGAGAUAUUUGUAGGUUUGAAGUCUGAGAGAAUGUGCUUUUGGCAAUGAAGUUCCGACGGAUCAAGAGAACUAGAAGAUAUCUGACAAGACUUUGAUGGGUUGAGGAUUUGAUAUUUGAUAAGAAGUAUCAGAGAUGGAGCAUUUUAACAGAUGAAGUCCCAACUCGUUAAGAAAGCAUCAUAUGCUUAACAAAAAGUGUAGAUGGUGGAGUUUCUUUACGAUGAGUUCUACAACAAUUAAAUGCCACAUAUAAUAACUUUUCUAUAUUUUAAGUUUUGAAUAUAGGGAGUAUUCAAGAUUUUGAAAACCCUACCAUAGCUUGCAUCACUAUUGACUUCUUAAAUAAUCAUUACUAUUGACCACUUACUAGAUAUGAGUUAAAAAUGAAAAUCAAGACCAUUAAUGUAGUUCUAAGACCCAAACAUUAUUUGUUUAAACAAUUUAGGUUCAAUAAAUACAUUGGUGCCUUUUUUUUCUAGGUAUAUAAGAUGAAAAAUAAAAAUUAUUAACUAUUUAGCCGAUUAUACAAGAACAAGAAAAUUAAGAAAAAAAUCACAUGUAUAACACAAGAUAAAUCUAUAAUUUCCGUAGAAUAAUCUAAAGAAUAUUAAUUGAUAAAACAAUAGAAUAAGUAACAAUUUUACUCUGAAAAUGUAUUUUGUGAGAUCAUACCCGGUUCGGUUCGGUUCAUGGAAGACCACGAACAAGAUCCGCCCGUGUUUUUCUCGCCUCCCUCUGCUUCUCUCCUCUUCUCUCGGCCGAUGGAACCACAAUCUCCGCGAUCUGCGAUCUCCCCGACCGCCAGCGACAAGGGCAAGGAGAGGAAGAAGAAGAAGAAUGAGCUCGACGGAUGCCCAAGAAUCCACAGGGUGGGAGGAGCUCCGCAAGGAAGCCAGGAAGAUUGAGGGUGACCUGGACGUCAAACUCUCCUCCUACGCCAAGCUCGCUUCCAUAUUCACCCACUCUUCCGGUAAUGGAGACAAUGGAUCACCCACUAUAGGAUCUAACAGAUCAUGGAAGUCCAUGGAGAUGGAAAUUGGAUCCUUACUAGAGAAGUUAUUGGAUGUCAAUGAUGCCAUGAGUCGAUGUGCUGCAUCAACAGCGGCCACAACUUCGAUAAAUCAAAAACUUGCAAGACAUAGAGACAUACUUCAUGAAUUCACACAGGAAUUUAGAAGAACCAAAGGGAACUUGAACUCUAUGAGGGAGCAUGCUGAGCUCCUUAACUCUGUCAGAGAUGAUAUCACCGAAUCCAAGGGAUCAGGUGGAAUGUCGCCUAGGGUAAGUUUGCUGAGGGAGAGAGCAGCAAUUCACGGAAACAUCAGUGAUAUUGAGGAGUUGAUAAGUCAAGCACAAGCAACAAGAUCAGUUUUGGGGUCUCAAGGAGCUUUAUAUUUUGAUGUCCAGGGAAAAGUGAAGCAGCUCGGUGAUAAAUUUCCUGUUAUUCGUGGCGUACUUGGUGCCAUCAGGAGGAAGCGAUCGAAGGAUUCUCUAAUCCUUUCCGCAGUCAUUGCAGUCUGCAUAGUGUUCAUAAUUAUUUACUGGCUUUCGAAGUGAUCAUUGGCAAAUUGGUUUUACACCCGAUGGGCUAUCAAAAGUAUGCAUUUGAUGAAUCAUCCGCACUCCAUCCAUUUCUCAGAUAUCAUGUAAGUUUUGUUUAUAGAGCAUGAUCGUGAUCGCUCUCAUAGGCAGUCCAUUCCCUUAUUUUACUUGAGUGGAGUAACUUAAGACCAGUGGAAAGGAUGAAGGAAUACCACGGCUGCCAUGACCGUGACCAUUCUUUUUGUCUUCUGCACUUUUUCCACCAGGUAAACAACAGCCCAGAAGAAUUAUCUUCAUCUCCUCUUCUAGCUCCUCCUCUAUCUCCAUCUAAAUUUUUACAUCUUUCAUAUUUCUUGCUGUCCUAUUCCUUUUACUAUAUAUUCUUACAAACUUUCUAUCUUUAAAGUUUCUAGAGUUUUCACUGUU